AAAGAUGGGUGGCUUGCAUGCUGUCGAAGAUCGACCCACGCCGAAGGAGGUGUACAACUGGCGUCUGUAUACCGAGGCAUUGAUUAUUGCGACUGGUUCUUUGCUAAAUGCUCAUAUCAUAACAGCNUUUGGAUACGACUCGGCGUUCGUCGGUACAACCAUCGCUCGUGCUAGUUUCAAGAAAGACUUUGGUAUCACGAAGGCUACAGCUGCUGGUAUAUCCAGUAACAUCACCUCCGCCUUCCAAGCAGGAGCUUUUUCCGGCGCUCUGUUCUGCUANUUUCCUCUUUCUCGUGGGCGCCAUCUUGGUGACGGUGGCGACUCAUCAGCUCUCAUUCAUCNNUACACUGGACGCGUGCUUACUGGUCUUGGAUGUGGCGCCAUCACUGCUACAGUACCUAGCUAUAUCGCCGAGCUAUCAGUACCUUCGAUUCGUGGUAUUUUGACAGGAUUUUUCGAGAUCGCAUACCAGGUUGGCUCUCUCAUCGGGUUUUGGGUCAACUAUGGUAUCAACAAGAACAUGAACGUCAAGUCUUCGUUGAGCUGGAGGAUCCCGAUGGCCAUUCAACUCAUACCCGCUGCAAUCUUGCUGGCCGGUGGUUUCUUCCUACAUGAAAGCCCUCUAUGGCUGAUGCGUAAGGGACGCGAGGCAGAAGCCAAGUCAGCACUCGUUCAGCUCCGCCAUCUAACUGUUGAGCAUGAGUAUCUCCAGGAAGACGUCCAAGAUAUGCAGAGCAGACUCGAUGAGGAGGCAGCAAUCGCAGCCCGCUAUGGCAGUGGCUCUUUNGCUUUCAUCCGUGGUUGUCUCAACGAGCUUUCCCGUCCAGGCAUGCGCAAUCGCGUUCUGCUUGUCUUCUGCGCCUUCGCCUUGCAGAAUCUGUCCGGUGCCUCUGCCAUCAACUACUACUCGCCUACAUUGUUCGGUUCCCUCGGUGUCACAGACAUUCCGUUGUACACGGGUAUCUACGGACUUGUCAAGGCUGUUGCUUCGAUCAUCUAUUACAUCUUCUUUGUUGACAUGCUCGGUCGUCGCAAUCCGGUUCUGGUGUCGUCGAUCGCCUGCUCGCUAUGCCUGUGGUUUGUGGGAGGAUAUGUCAAGGUCGGACACCCAGCAAGCGCCAUCGCUGCCGGUGAGCCUCUGACAGCAUCCACAGCGGCUGGCGGACGUGCUGCGAUUGGCAUGAUCAUGAUUUACUCCAUUUUCUGGUCCUUUGGUCUGAAUGGUAUUCCCUGGAUUGUGUCGGCUGAGAUCUUCCCUGGCUCUCUAAGAGUCCUUACGGGCACUUACGCUGCACUCUGUCAAUGGCUAGUCCAGUUUGUCAUGACAAAGGCCUUGCCAUACAUUUUCACCUCGUUCGGAUAUGGCACCUGGUUCUUCUUUGCAGCU
Molecule: messenger RNA, 1387 nt
Organism: Aureobasidium musti
Lineage: Eukaryota; Fungi; Ascomycota; Dothideomycetes; Dothideales; Saccotheciaceae
Source: the annotation of a GenBank genome assembly